AUGAGGAAAAAAUCACCGGAAAAGUCGAGCACUCUAUCCGUGCCAUCAGUUUCCUAUACAGCGGACGAUAAUUCGCCGACAAGUGAUAACACGACAACAGUUAGGCUCAGAACCAGAACCAGAGAACUGCCUAAACUCGAUGACAGCCAAUCGCCUGUUGACGAGACACAGACCACUUCCGGGCGACGAACGCGCGUCCGAAACACCGUCGAGUCGUCGCCGACACCAUCCGCCUCCGCGUCGGCGACAAACAAUUUGGGCAGAACUCGAGUUAGGGGUCAGAUAUCGGACUUACGUCUAGAGCCCGACGGCGCAGAGCUUAACGAUAAGUCGUCGCCGACUAAGUCUUCGGCGCCCAAAAGGAUACGAAAGAUUUUGGGCGCCGAAGAGAGUCUGCCAUUGGAUGGCGAGAAUCAAACGGAGUCGGCGGACGUCCAGUUUAUUCUUCGCGUCAAAACUGCGACGAGAGAGAGGGAGUGCGACGAAGAGAGCAUUGCGGACACCGAUACGACCGAAACCACGUUAUGUGGUUCCGCAGACGUCGAGGAAUAUCAGACAAAGAUUGCGUCUCUCGUUCAACAAUUAGCCAAAUCGGAGGAAUCGUUGAAAGCGUUAGAGAAACAGAACAACGAAUUGCAGGCGAAGAUUAAACGGAUGGAGAAAUUGCAGGAAAACAAAGCCAAACAAAUCAAUGAAAGCGAUAAACAGGCGCUCGAGAAGACGGCCUCCGAAUUGAUUAAACUUCAGGGAAAGUGUCGUGAAUUGGAAACCAUUAAAACAGAGCUUAAAGACGAGAACAAUGUCCUCAAAAUUGAAGUGAAAGAACUGACGCGAGAAGUGGAAGCCAUGAAACGCGAGAAUCCAAAAGAACUCAAAGAAGUGAUCACUAAUUUGAGGCUUAAAUUACAACAAACGGAACUCCUUUGCGAACGACUCACCGAAGAGAACGAAGAGAUGAAAAAAGAUGUGAAAGCACUGGAGGUUGAGUUCCAAGAACUUCACGACAACUUUCGCGAAGACCAGUCCUCAGAGUUUCGUGUAUUGAAGCGUGAGUUGGAGUCGUCGUCGAAGAAUUGCCGGGUUUUGCAGUUUAAGCUCAAAAAGGCUGAAAGGAGUGUAGAAUUGAUGGAAAACGAUAAGAUAGAGCUCGAGAAGAAGAUGAAGGAUCUCUUGGAGACCACGAAAAUAGAUGUCGACAAACAUAAGAUGAAAGAACUGGAAACGGAACUGUCGAUCGCCAAAGAAGUGUCGCUUAAAUUGCACGCAGAGAUCGAGACACUAAGAGAGGGUCGACUACUUCUGGAGCAACAGUUGGCGGAGAAGAAUCCCUCGCAAAAGGCGAUGAAUCGGUUGUCUUCGGGCGGUAUUUCGCCGACCGUUUCGUUCGACGGCAAAGACUACGAGCAAGUGAUCCGCGAUCUGUACGACACGAUGGAGAGGGAAAAGGAUCUUCAGGAACAGAUGAAGUUCGCUGAGGAGGAGACGCGAACGAUGCGCAAGAAGUUGUCGACAAUGGAGUCGGAGAACGAGAUACUGAUGAUGCAGAUCAGGAAAAUGGCGAAUCAAAAGUCGGCCAAAGGAGACAUCGAUAACGACGAGUCGGAAGAGUUGAGUCCCGAAGAGAUGAAACUGAAUCUCGAACUCUACGAACAGGAAAUGGUUGUCUUGAGACGAAAGGCCGAUGAGUUGGAACAGGAGAACGACAACUCACAGCAGGAGAUCAAGUAUUUGCAGGACAAACUCAUAUCGCAGCCAUUGACCAAAGUUGAAAUGCCCGAAAUACCGGUCGGUUCGCCGCCUAACGUCAUAUAUGAGCAUAAAAUACGGAUUCUUGAGUCCGAAGCGCGAGAUUUGCGCAAAAAACUGGUCGAUAGGGAGAAGGAAUACGAGAGCUUACGAACGGAGAUCGAAGUCCAUCGACGGAAGGCAUCCAAAGUGAUCAUCAGAAGCCGAAGCCUUGACGGCGAACAACAGGUGGAUCUGAAGCGUCAGUUACAGCUCGUGGAACAAGAGGCGAGCAUUUUGAGACAAAAACUCAUUUCCAUUGAAUCAGAAAACGACAAAUUGAUUAAUGAGAACAAGAGAUUCCAAUUGAGACUCAGCCGAAAGCCACCGCCCGGUCCCGCGGAUCAGCUUCAGGUCGAAAACAUCGAACUCAAGAACAAAAUCAAAGAAUUAGAGCGAAAAUGCGAGAAUAUUAAGUCGGAUUUGAUGGCCAGUAAAUCUCAACCAAAUUUAAACAGCUUUUUAAUGAGUGAUACGGAAAAUGAUUUGAUAAAUACGUUGAAAAAACAGCUUAAGACCAAAGAGUCGGACAUUACGAACCUUAACGCACGGCUGACCCAAACGGAUGUCGAAUGCAAUCGACUUAACAGAGAGUACAAGCGUUUGAAGGAAACGGUGUCCGCGAAGAGAAGACCCACUCGUGUGGUGAGAGAAACGGCGACUCGAAUGGAGUUAAAGGAUAUCAUCAAAGAGUUGGAGGAAGACGUGAAUGACUUACACAAUACAAUUCGAGCCAAAGAUAUGAUACUCGAGAAUAUAAACGAAGAUUUGAGUGAAACUAAGAGAGAAUUUGAACAAAUGAGAGACGAAUUGAAGACAAACGGCGUUUCAGUAAACAGUAAUCCAAACCAUUUGUCUCACGUAAACGAAAGGCUGCGGAAAGAACUCGACAGCGAGAGGACUAAAUUGAAGACAUUGCAGACGAAAGUGGAUUCGUUUACAAAAGAGAGAGGCAUUGAUUUGAGUGCUUUGGAUAACUUGGAAGUACUUCAGGCGGAGAAGAAAGAGUUGGCCAUUAGAUUGGAUGACAUCCACGCAGAGCUGAUCCGUGAAAAGUCAAGAGCAGAUGACAUGAACCAGAAGUUGAUGGCAACCAUCACUAUAAAAGAAGAGCUCAUGAAAAGCAGUCAAUUAACGCAAAAACAGGUCGAGAGGCUCGAAGACGAGACCGAUAUUUGCAAUGAAAAACUUAGAAAAAGUGACAAUAAUUUGAAAGAUAUUACAAAUAAAUACGAAAGUGUUUCAAAAGAGUUGACUGAAUUGAAAAAGAUUUCACAACAAACAAAAACUGAGCUCGAUCAGGAAAAGAGUAAAAAGACGACAAAUGAGAGUCAAACGAGUGGUUUGGCAGCUGUUUUGCAAAAAGAGAUCAACGAUUUGAAAAAACAAUUGAAUGAAAUGACAGUUAAAGCGAAUAAUUAUAAGAAACAAUUUGAAGGUCUGGAUAAAGAAUAUCGAGAAAAGGAAACUAAAUUGAGAGAAGAAAACGCUAAGAAAGUGGAGACGACGUCGAAAGCGAUCCGAAAGGAAGUGCACUUAGAAUUGCAACAAAUGAGAGAAGAAUCGACUAAUUAUAAGACAAAAAUGAAUGAAUUGAUUGAAAAACUGGACAAAACUGAUAAAGAUUUGAAAGAAUCAAAUGAAAUAUCCGAAAGGAAGUGCACUUAG
Medioppia subpectinata is the source of this 3453-nucleotide messenger RNA. The record is from the annotation of a GenBank genome assembly. Lineage: Eukaryota; Metazoa; Arthropoda; Arachnida; Sarcoptiformes; Oppiidae.